Molecule: messenger RNA, 2279 nt
Organism: Exophiala mesophila
Lineage: Eukaryota; Fungi; Ascomycota; Eurotiomycetes; Chaetothyriales; Herpotrichiellaceae
Exons: 3
Coding region: 559-2031 (490 amino acids)
Molecular function (GO): catalytic activity
Source: RefSeq, a predicted model, not a curated record
CAUCUGUCUGUCUGUGUGUGCCCGUGUUAGUAACUGCCUAUCAUUUCCCCCUUGCCAUGAGCGGGCACGGAGGCAUAGCUGUCGUGCUCCAGUGCUUUUCUGAUCUGCGAUCAAGUCAAAAAGAGCUCAAGUCAUGCUGAUUGACCCAACAAGGCAAGGAUCUCACUCUUCGUUAACAGCUCAGCAACUGGGCGGCCGUCCACACCAUCUUCACUACCACCUGCACUUGCCUCGUGAUCGUUGAUCCAGACCGACAACUUCCUGCCUAGCUGAUGUGCCAUCCCUACACAUUCAGACAUCUACUUACCACAGUAGUUACUGGAUCUGACAUACAGGUCAAACCUCAUGCAGACUGCUAUACGAAUUUCCGACUGCUUUGCCAGUCGUUGACUACCUUCCCACGCACGCUGCUGACCGCCAGGGCGUUCGCUAACCUCACCUUCCUCUGCCCCUCCUUGCCGAAGCCGAGUCUCUACGACCCAGCUGCAGCUACAAACACUGCGUAUCUCUUUCUCGUCGAUCAUCAAGUCUUAGAUUAAACCUUUCGAGAUUGACGAGAUGGUCAACGGUGUGACAAAAGUCUUCACGGGACUGGCCUUCUACGCCUAUGCUUUCUUCAAUCUGUUCGCCUUUCUAUUCGUUCUCAUGAUAAAUGGGGUGUGGUUCAGGAAAGAUACGGAGCAAGACGAACUUCAAUACGCAAUUGCAAAGGAUCAGUUUUGGAAUCUCGCCAAAUCUCCCAUUCCCAACUUCUCCCACAACUUCUACACCCUUCGAAACAACCUCAAAUUGCACUACAUCAGCAACCGAGACGGGCCUUUCAAUGGCAAUCUUGUCAUCUUCUUCCAUGGAUUCCCCGAUAGCUGUGUCAUGUGGAGACAUUUGUUACAAGAGAAGUCUAUACCUUUACAAGAUGCGACUCUGGUUGCCGUUGACCUCCCUGGUUUCGGGGGAAGCGACAGUUUUCCUAAAUAUGAUACGCAAAUCUUGGACGCACUCUCUGAAUUUGUGGUCGCUAUGAGAGACACCUACAUUCCUGUCGAACAGGCUGACUCCAUCGACACCUUAAUAGUCGGUCAUGAUUGGGGUUGCAUUCUUGGUUUCCGUCUCGCCGCCGAAGCUCCUGCGCUUGCAGACCGAUUCAUCUUGACCAAUGCCCCACAUACUCAGCUUGCUCUCGCCAAUGUCAAAGGAAUUGUUCAAUCUUCCUCCAUGAUCUUCAAGCAAUUUCGACGAUCGCCCUGGAAGCAAUGGUCAUGCUUGUCCAAGGCGUACAAUACCAUCAAGCCUCUGCUUGUACAGGUCUAUAUGAUGGGCUACAUCUUUAUGUUCAACUUGUCGACCGUGUAUGUGAAUUUUCUGGGAAUCGGCGGCAAUUACGCAUUCAUGAGAUCGGUAACUAUGUCCGCCUAUGAUCCAAAAUCGCCCGAGUGGAGCUUCCCCGAAUGUCUUGCUACUUCUUUUGGACCUGGAAAGGAAGAACUUGACACCGCCAUUCCAUCGACGAGCAGCACUUCUCCGGGUGAAACUUAUGGCGCUUCUGUGAAUGCACGCGCAAAAUCACAUGGACAAGCAUUUUGGAACAUGACCGGCUACUACCGCCAUGGGGUAUCAAGCCGACCCUGGACAAAAUCUCUCGAGACCAUUGCAGAUUUGUACGCACUCGAGUCGUCUGCUUCCGAGUCAAGUUCUCCAGGCAGUCGCCGACGUGCUUCUAUCUCUAAUGGAGCUUUGUUUGCGGUCCCUCACAAAGGUGCUCUCAAGGCACCGACAUAUGUGCUUUGGGGCGAGAAAGAUCAAGCUUGUUCCCGAGAAAUCUGUCUCAACGGUCUGGGCGAUUAUCUCGCCAAGGACAGUGAGGUCACCAUCCUUCCUCGCACUUCGCAUUGGACUCCCAUCCAGAGAGAAUCUCGAGCUGUGCUGGCCCGUGUGAUUGGCUUAUUUGCAAGAAGCAACUCGACUCCCUUGCCGAGUAUGACCGCUGAGGUUCAGAAAAUCUACCCAGAUGCUACUUUGUACGUCAAAAAGUGACCAACAGUGUUAGCCAACGUCUGAAUGGAGUGACACAAGUGGGUCCGACAGACGGUUUUGGUCUGGAGGUUUGGGAUUAAUGAUUCAAAAUGACGGAGAUUCUAGACUAUGAUAGAUCGCCUAAUGACGUUCGAUCAGCUACAGAGUCUCUGGGAGGGGGAUAUCUGUGAUCGACAAAACAUCACUGUUGUUGAUGUUCUCGGAAGAGGAGUGUACAAUAGAAAUAUCGAAAGAAAGACAUGAAUCCU